CGCCAGCCUCAGCGGCUGAGGAGAGCAGAAGGAGGUGGUGGCGGCGGGAAGAUGCUUUGAGGGUACGGCCCACUGUGCACCGAGCUCCCAAAGGAGGAUGCGGGAAGGUCAGGUCGAUGGCGGAAGCUGCUCUUUGGCGUAAAUUGCAAUCGAUUAGGGAUCGUUUCUCAGACUCAAGUUAGAAGUGAGAGUUCAGAUAAGUGAGGCCGCCAUUCCUGCUUUGAACACCUCAAGGGGAGAAUGGAUUUAUCAGGAGUGAAAAAGAAGAGCUUGCUAGGAGUCAAAGAAAAUAAUAAAAAGUCCAGCACUAGGGCUCCUUCUCCUACCAAACGCAAGGACCGCUCUGAUGAGAAGUCCAAGGAUCGCUCUAAAGACAAAGGGACCACCAAGGAGUCAAGCGAGAAGGACCGUGGCAGGGAUAAGACUCGGAAGAGGCGCAGUGCUUCCAGUGGAAGCAGUAGUACCAGGUCUCGGUCCAGUUCCACCUCCAGCUCAGGAUCCAGUACCAGCACAGGCUCAAGUAGUGGCUCCAGCUCUUCCUCUGCAUCCAGCCGCUCGGGAAGCUCCAGUACAUCCCGCAGCUCCAGUUCCAGCAGUUCCUCUGGAUCUCCCAGCCCUUCUCGGCGCAGACACGACAACAGGCGGCGCUCCCGCUCCAAAUCUAAGCCACCUAAAAGAGAUGAAAAGGAAAGGAAAAGGCGGAGCCCUUCCCCUAAACCUACCAAAGUGCAUAUUGGAAGACUCACCAGGAAUGUGACCAAGGAUCACAUCAUGGAGAUAUUUUCUACCUAUGGAAAAAUUAAAAUGAUUGACAUGCCUGUGGAAAGGAUGCAUCCUCAUCUAUCCAAAGGCUAUGCAUAUGUGGAGUUUGAGAAUCCAGAUGAAGCUGAGAAGGCGCUGAAGCACAUGGAUGGAGGACAAAUUGAUGGCCAGGAGAUUACUGCUACUGCUGUGUUGGCCCCCUGGCCUAGGCCACCCCCCAGGCGAUUCAGCCCUCCCAGGAGAAUGCUGCCGCCACCUCCCAUGUGGCGUAGGUCACCCCCACGGAUGAGGAGGAGGUCACGCUCUCCAAGACGCAGGUCCCCCAUGCGCAGGCGGUCCCGCUCUCCGGGCCGCCGCCGCCACAGAAGCCGCUCCAGUUCAAAUUCCUCCCGAUAAAAAGGCCACCGAAGCUCAUCUAUACCUUAUAUUCCACCCAGCUCAGUUGUGUCACUUUUCUAGCUGAAGGAGGGUCAGCAGGAAAGACCCCCUCACUUGGCAAGCUUCAAAAGCAGCAGUUGAGGCCUUUCCUCUGCAGUCAGAUUCUGACUGCAGAAGUGCUCAUGGUUCAGGGCUAUGUCCAUUGAGGGACCCUGCAGUUUUCUGGCUAGAGAGCUCACCCAUUCCUGUUCCUAAGUCUGUUCAGUGGCAGAGCCAGCAGGGACCAGCAAGUUUCCAGGUGGCAGUGUGGUCCAGCUUUUUCACAGAUGACCUGAGCUAGUCU
Molecule: messenger RNA, 1483 nt
Organism: Urocitellus parryii (Arctic ground squirrel)
Lineage: Eukaryota; Metazoa; Chordata; Mammalia; Rodentia; Sciuridae
Source: RefSeq, a predicted model, not a curated record